CGGAAAAGCACAGGGCAGUGGGCAGAGAAGUCAGGGGGCGGGGGUGCAGGCAGGCCCAGCCUGUGUACCAGCUCGGGGACACCCACGGAAGCACCCAUGAACAAGAGAUGGUGCAACCCGGGCGCACACGUGUGUGCAGCCCGCUGGCACGUCUCUAUGCCCUGUGGGCACCUGUCGUGUGAGUAGCUCCGGGUGUGGCUGUUCCUGGAUGCUGUGGGUCUCAGUAAGGUUUGUAUCUUCGGGCCUGCCUCCCCCGUCCCCAGAGGGGAACUAAGAAGUUUAACUGAGCAAGGACUGAGGAGAUUAAAGGAGUGGAUCUCAGAGGCAAGGCGCAGAGGGUGGGGACUGCGGGCGCAGUGGGCAGAGAAGCACCUAUUUGACCCAUCUCCCAGCUAGAAAAGAAUCUUGAAAAGACUGGCGUGACCCAUGAGCUCUGAAAUGUUUAGAGAGCCCCGAGCGGUGAUGACCACAGAGUGAGUGGCACUAGGCUGAGCCUGUCUAAUUCGUGGACAACAGGAAUGCUUGCAUUUAGAAAAGCCAGAAGGAAACUCAGGAUGGGCACCAUCUGCUCUCCCAAUCCCAGCGGGACAAAGACAGCCUCGGAGGUCUGCAAUGCUGACUGGAUGGCCUCGCUCCCCCCUCACCUCCACCACGUCCCCCUUUCCAAUCUGGCAAUCCCAGGCUCCCAUGAUUCAUUCAGCUACUGGGUAGACGAAAAGUCCCCAGUGGGGCCUGACCAAACCCAAGCUGUCAAACGCCUUGCCCGUAUCUCCUUGGUGAAGAAGUUAAUGAAGAAAUGGUCUGUAACUCAGAACCUGACCUUCCGGGAGCAGCUGGAGGCUGGGAUCCGCUACUUUGACCUACGUGUGUCUUCUAAGCCCGGAGACACUGACCAGGAGAUCUACUUCAUCCACGGGCUCUUUGGCAUCAAGGUUUGGGAUGGGUUGAUGGAGAUUGAUGCAUUCCUCACUCAGCAUCCUCAAGAGAUCAUCUUCCUGGAUUUCAAUCACUUCUACGCCAUGGAUGAAGCCCACCACAAAUGCCUGGUUCUGCGGAUCCAGGAGGCCUUUGGGAACAAGCUGUGCCCAGCCUGCAGUGUGGAAAGCAUGACACUGCGGAGCCUUUGGGAGAAGAAGUACCAGGUUCUCAUUUUCUACCACUGCCCCUUCUACAAGCAAUACCCAUUCCUGUGGCCAGGGAAGAAGAUUCCGGCACCCUGGGCAAACACCACCAGUGUGCAAAAACUGAUCCUCUUCUUGGAGACCACCCUGAGUGAGCGAGCCCCACGUGGCGCUUUCCAUGUCUCCCAGGCCAUCCUCACCCCGAGAGUGAAGACCAUUGCCCGAGGCCUGGUGGGAGGCCUCAAGAACACGCUAGUUCACAGGAAUCUCCCUGCCAUCCUUGAUUGGGUGAAGACUCAGAAGCCUGGAGCCAUGGGCGUCAACAUCAUUACAUCUGACUUCGUGGACCUGAUAGACUUUGCCACAACUGUGAUUGAGUUGAACGACCUUCUAGAAGAUCGAGCUCUGCCUAAGUGUUGAAUUGAUGCUUUGUUUAAUGUGAUGUUGAGGCUAUUGAUCCAAGGUAGGAUUCUAGAGGGUUCUAGUAAAGAUGGCUCACUCCUAGGCAGUCACAGGGACGUAAGGAAGAGAAAGAAGGCCCUCUCCCUUUCCUCACAUAGCUAUUUGGAUUUAAAAAAAAAAAUCUAAGGGUUUUCAUUGCAUUUUCCCCAAAUGAGACUUUUACAACCUUAAGUCUAAGAGAAGAAUGCAUAUUUCUUAUGCUUAACAUCAGGAUCGCCCCCAGUGGCUUGUGGUGGCAAAUAGAAGAUGGAAGCAUCCUUUUCAGGCUCCAUGGGCUGUGCAAGAUCUUAAUUGGCCCAGCUUCCUGUUGUCUGCUGGGGUCAUUUGAGCCUGUGUGAAGACUAAAUCAGAAAGGCAUUCUUGGUCAGAAGAAAGGCAUAAACAGGCAUGGACCACCCUAAGAGGUCUCUGCCAUCAACCUAGAGCUCUAAGAGGUUCCUAGAGAGACAAAAACCAGGUCUCUCAUGAACUGUACUGUAUCACAACUUUUCUACGAGAGCAGGAUAUGUUUAUUAUCACUGCCCAGUCACAGGCUAGCUCUGCGUAUCUUGGACUGAAGGUGGGCACCUUUAUUCUUCAUAUAAACAGUGCACACUACCCUUGCCAUCAGAAAUUCGUUUUCUUAUAUUAAUGUAUUUUGGGCCCUAUCUUUUAAGUGAAAGGAACUUUAGUGGGAAGUCUUUUGUGUGAGGGCCCCAAAUGAACUAAACAUGCAUGUUUGUUGCAUGCCAGAGUUCUUUGAUUUAACUCCGUAGCUUUCUCUCCAAGUGAUUAUCAGGCAAGUACCUGGACCAUUUUAGCAAAGUCCUUUUUGGAGCGAAGUCUUCAAGCCAGAUAGCACAAUCAUUUUAUGGUUGUCUGUCUGGGUCCUGGCCUGCUGCACGACACAAUGCUUGUCUAUGACACCGUGGAGGCUAACACAGGAUGCGUGGAAACGUGCAAUGGAAUUAAAGGAUGAUGCUCCAAGUAGGUUUGGAGCCAGUCUGUAACUCCUUGCAAACAAGACUACCUCGGGGACAUUUAGCCUGACUUGUAUGUCAUCAUUGUGGAAGAAAAGCAAUGCUGGACGCUUCGGCUUGUUUUUCCAUUCAGUCUACUUUCUGUGGGUUGUUCUGCCAACUGCCUUUGCACGACGGCUUGGAAACACAAGGGGAUUUUUUUUUUAAUUGAUAAGAGGUGGCUUUUCAUUGAUGAGAGCCCUCUUUUGUUUCAUUUGCUUUGUUUGCGUAUUUAUUGAUUUAUUUAUUCAUAGAGUAAGGAUCUGCGGUGUCCUUUGCCUGAAGAAUACUCACAGAUGUUUACUGGACAUUUCCUACCCAGGAUGCUGCUGUGGUCGUCCACCCAUGCACUGCAUGGUGCAUCUCAGGGGCUGUGAGUGACCUCGGAACUUUGCUGUGGAGGCCCUCCCCCUACCCAAGCCUGCUGAGGACAAUUGUAUAGGUGUGAAUGUGAUCCAGAUCUAGGAAACUACUGCCAGAGGCAUGCACAGGGACACAAGCAUCAUGAAAAACUCCACAGGCACUUCUGUUAGAGACUGGGAAGAGAACUAGGAAUAAUGGCAGCGCGUGUAUGUGAGUGUGCUUUGCUAACCCUCAGCCCUAUUUGAGAAUCCCUAAGGAGGUGUCAGAUUCCACAUUCCUAAGGAGGAAUAUAAACAGGCAGUCCUGGGUGGGGAUGUGCAUUUAAAGAGAUUGCUGGACCUUCUUCUAGUACUUCUCCCAUCUCUCCCUUUGACUGCCUUGUCAGUUGUGCAUGCUGACUUCCAUGGGGAUAUCUUGGGUGAGCUAUUGAAAACAUGCAUGCCCCUAAUGGCUGACUAUCUGACCUUUCGUUCCCUAAAGUAAUUUAGGCUUUGACUUUUCACUUCCAUAGUUCAUGGAGGCCACAGCACAAAUGCCUCUGAGAAAACCUUAUUUAACUUCUCCUGUUCUUGAAUUUGAAUCCUGCCCAGAGGUGGCUUCUGAAAUGAUCUUGUCAAAUUUGGCAAGGCUUCCUCAUUGCAUAGGAGUGCAUACCCCCAUCAUCUUAAUUUCCCUUCUAUUGUGAUUACUGAGCUCUACAGAGAAGCUCCCAAAACCUAAGCCUAUCCUCACGUUUUUAUUUUUGUUUUUUAUUGUUGCAUUAUUGUUUUGGUUUUGGUUUUAAUCAUCAAUUAGUCACAAGGGACUGCAUCCCUCCCUAUCUGUUAACCCUUUGUUACUUGGCAAAGAGAUAAGGGGGCAAGAAGAGAGUCAUUAUGUUCUGUUUUAUUUGCGCCUCAGCUUUGUCCAGGUGCUUGGUGCUACGGAGCCUGGUGUGUCAGCAGGUAUCUGCACCGGAUGGAUACCAGUUUCACUUUAAGGCUGCAGACUGUUCAGUGAACUGUUUACUUCGUUUUCUCCCUUUGUUCUUAAAUACACAGUUGUAUUUCACUUCUGACAUUUAAGUGCACCUCAAUGCUGGCACGCUGUACCAUUAAGCAUAACACAGAAGCACAGAACACUUCCAAGGCCACGUGUAUGGGCCCUUUCUCCCUUAGUGAGUACAGGAGUACACAAAUACCGGCUUGUCCAUGGUGUUAGGUUCCCAGCCUUGCUGAUAUCCUGUAAGUCUGAGACGUAGGGGGAGGAUUAGUCACAAUUCCUUCCAGGAAUUACUCAAAUCUCUGCCCCAAGAAAAGCCUUCCAAUGUGGUAAAGGCUGCGUGUAUUCUGUUCCUUGAGGACCAGGCAGAAACUCAAGUGAGUUGGACAAAGAAAAAAAUAGAACAUGGGCCUCAGGGCUCAUUCUGCCAUAGUUACAAAUAAGAAUUCUGACCCAAAUAUAUCACACGUUCUCUAAAAUCCAGGGAGUCAUUCAGAUUUUUUAAAAAAAGGGGGGGGGGGCUCUCAUAGUUGUUCAGAAUUAACUUCAAGAGCAACUAAAAAACCUGUUUAAUUAACUUAGUUUCAGAGAAUUUGAGGUCAUUUCUGUUUGGAAAUUUAACUGGGUUCUUCAUGAACUCUCUGCACCAUUCCAACACAGCCAUAUUUCUUUGAUGACCCAGACCUAGAUGCCCUAGGUCUCUGUGGGUUAGAGCAGUGUCUCAGGGCUUGAACACUGAGUUUAUCAGAAGUUCCAAGUAUGUUAUGGAUGGAGACAAUUUUCUUAGGAUUGAACGGAGAGGUCAGGAUGGAUGUGGUGGAAGAGAUUGGUGAGUGUUUGAGGAUUUUGUCUGAAAUUAUGGCAGAUCGUAGAGGUAAUGCAAAAAAAAAAAUGCUUAUAUUUGCUGCAUAAGAUUUGAUAGUCAUUGUUUUCUCUAGUGCUGGGUCCAAACCCUGAGUUUUUUAGAACUUUUAAGCUAGAGUUUAGAGUUCAAAUCCAACAUUUUAUAUACAUGCAAAGAAAAGCACAAGAUCUGAGCAGAGAUAAUGACAGACCUUAAGAAUCCCAGAUUUUUUUUUAUAGCUUCAUUUUUCACAUCUGAAAAUGUAUGCUUCUGUCCACGAAGGCAAUAAAAUGAAGUAUUCUGAGAUUAUGUGAAGCUUUCUGAUAUGUCUGGAUAUUUGCAUUUUUUUUUUCAGUGUUUAGGGUUAGGGUUAGGGUUAGGGUCAGGGGUGAGGGGUUAGGGUUAGGUCGCACCAGUAGGAAGCAUUUCCAAAGAGACAUGAUGUGGCCCACCCAUAAGCACAGAUUGAAAGGUGGAGACCCAGAAGAAAUCCAGACUGAAAAGAAACUGCUAUUUUCUCUGAGAAGCAAAAGGGCUACAUGCUGACAUCAUCACAGAGGUUUUAUGAUGUCCUUGAUUGUUAUGUUCUGGUAAACAGAACAGGCUAAUGAAUGAGCCUCAGCCAGGAGAUCCCCUCCCUUAGCUGAGCAACUGGUCCCAGGCUAAGCUGUCAUUGCUUCUUUUAUCUUUAAUAAUGAUGCAGAUCUCAGAUGGCUGGUUCAUAAACUGCAUGAGGUCCUAGAGCUCGGCCUAAAUGCCUUGGACUCUGGGGAUGUACCCUUAGCAUGAGUCUUCCUUUUGUGCAUACAUGCAGAGAAUAAUAUGGUUAGAGUCAUGCAAGAGUGUGCUACAGUCUGGUAGAAUUCGACUAUGUGUUAUACCUUCCGGAGUCUAUGUACUGUGUGGGGCUCAAUGAAAUCUGCCAAAAUGUAUGUGGGCCACUGAGAGGUGGGCUUUCUCUAGAGAAACAGUAGACACUGAGAGUAUCAAACAUCCAAGAUGACAGGAAGCUUAUUUGGUGCAGCAUAGAAGAACAUAGAAGUCCCUCUAGAUUUCUUUAACUGUCUAGCGAAUCUUAGCCCACUUCCACAGCUGCUUCCUUGUAGGUGAUACCACGGUUUCAUUACUCAGUAGUGUCACCUUGGGACACAGGGAGAGUGGACUGAUUGAAUAACAAGUGGUGUCAAUAUAAACUUCCCCUCAAUUCCAGAUGGUUCUAAUCAGCUUGUUACUGCCCCCAAGAGACCUCCUACGUCCACAGUGUUUGGCUUCCCCAGCUUCCUGCUACACACACUGACACUAAUGGCCAUAUGUCUGAGCUAGCCUAACUCUGAAGCAACUCUACAAUGAUGCUAUUGAAUCUUUUUUUUUUUUAAAUCGAUGUCUUAGACAGUGUAAAAAUAUUCUAAUAUCCUGCUCUAGAAUCUGUGCUUUAGCACCAAAUCCAGCAAAGUUGUCCUUAAAAUUUACCAAACCCAUUUUAAAACAAAAUGGUUUGAAUAAGACCGUUCUCUCCUCUCUUUUGGGGGAAUUCAGAAGCACAUCUAUUGAGGCAACUGCAUCAACAAUCUCGACGCAUUCUUCUGUCAUUCUUCCCCAUGCCCCUCGUAGAAUGCUACUUUCCCCUCUUGUCCCCUAGCAUCUUCAUCAUCUGCUGACGACUGCGUCACAAGAUGCUCUGACCAUGAUGGUGGUUGUUCUUUAGCCUUCUCAAAUGCAUUAUUCUGCCUCCUGCUCUCACCCAGUCAUUAGAACUAUGCUUAGAGCCCCGAGUUGGGACCAAUGUUUAAUUCAUAUAGCACAGGCUCGAUCACAGGGUUAAAUCCACUAAGAAGCAUAGCACUUUGAAAAGUCAUACAGGCCUUUGGCAGCUCUGUAUAGUUGCAAUGUCACACCCUGUUAUUGGUUUAUAGCAUUAAUAAUAUGUCAAUUAUAGAUCUAUAAUAUCAAGAUGGUAACUCUUGGAUCAUGUUCUAGAAAUAAUAAUACCUUGCUGCUAUUAAUUAUUACCCAAGUAUGAAUGAGUAUUAACUGCAGGUUGUGUAUGCAUUAUUUGUAUCAUGUACAUGCCAACUGUAAUACUUAUCCUCCCUGACCAGUCACUUAAAAUUACAGAAAUUGUCAUAGUAAAAAAAUGUCUUGGUCAGUUCAGACAAUUUGUGUAUCUGAUAAAUGCUGUAAUGGAGAUUAUAUUUUGUCUUCUAUUCAUUGACUUAACUGCAAUGCAUGUGGUUUGCUAAACUUAAGAAAUAAUAAUCAAUUUUUACCAAUUUUAAGGUUAGGGAUAAGAUUGUGCAUCUAUGCUACUUGACACUCUGAGAUGUAUCUUGUGGCCUGACUGUCGAUGUCAUACACACUUCACUUGCCUUCUUUCCCUCUAGGAAGUAAUUGUUGAGUUAUAUCUCUUCUUUCUUAAAACCUGGAUUAAAUCACUUAACUCAUCCUAAACUAUUGUGAAGCCACAGUACCUCGUUUUAACUGUGAAAAAAAAAACAAAGUGUUAAUAGGUCUGCCCAUAUGAUGUGUUUCCUUGUAUUUGAUUUGAGCCAGUUAACAAGGUUUAAACCUAGUAAUAAACACGAAUCUUUAAUA
Arvicanthis niloticus (Nile rat) is the source of this 7361-nucleotide messenger RNA. It is a transcript of the gene Plcxd2, whose product is annotated as phosphatidylinositol specific phospholipase C X domain containing 2. Gene Ontology annotation, biological process: lipid metabolic process. NCBI's taxonomy places the organism in Eukaryota, Metazoa, Chordata, Mammalia, Rodentia, Muridae. The record is from RefSeq and is a predicted model, not a curated record. Gene Ontology annotation, molecular function: phosphoric diester hydrolase activity.